Mytilinidion resinicola is the source of this 3525-nucleotide messenger RNA. RefSeq names its product DUF663-domain-containing protein. The record is from RefSeq and is a predicted model, not a curated record. Gene Ontology annotation, molecular function: GTPase activity; U3 snoRNA binding; GTP binding. Gene Ontology annotation, biological process: maturation of SSU-rRNA from tricistronic rRNA transcript (SSU-rRNA, 5.8S rRNA, LSU-rRNA); ribosome biogenesis; endonucleolytic cleavage of tricistronic rRNA transcript (SSU-rRNA, 5.8S rRNA, LSU-rRNA). The coding region runs from base 1 to 3525 and encodes 1174 amino acids. NCBI's taxonomy places the organism in Eukaryota, Fungi, Ascomycota, Dothideomycetes, Mytilinidiales, Mytilinidiaceae. The transcript is spliced from 2 exons. Gene Ontology annotation, cellular component: nucleus; 90S preribosome.
AUGGACAACCAGGCAAACAGGGCGCAUCGCAAGACAAAGGAGAAGAAGCCGCACUCGGGAGGCCCAAACCCAAAAGCUUUCGCAUACUCCGGCCCGGGUAGACUGCAAAAGCAGGCUGCCCGCUCCCACGAUGUCAAGGAAAAGCGAUUCCAUGUGCCUCUGGUGGAUAGGCUGCCGGAGGAGGCGCCGCCUAUAAUAGUAGUUGUAGUGGGGCCGCCUGGAGUUGGGAAGACGACCUUGAUCAAAUCUUUAAUCCGCCGAUACACCAAGCAAACCCUUUCCGCGCCCACCGGUCCUCUCACUGUUGUGACUUCGAAACGACGACGGUUGACAUUUAUAGAAUGUCCCGCUGACUCUCUUGCCAGCAUGGUCGACAUUGCGAAGAUUGUGGAUAUUGUGCUGCUCAUGAUUGAUGGAAACUAUGGAUUCGAGAUGGAGACAAUGGAGUUCUUGAACGUGCUGUCGUCCAGUGGAAUGCCGGGGAAUGUGUUUGGAAUCCUGACGCAUCUGGACUUUUUCAAAAAGCAAGACACAUUGAAGAUGCAGAAGAAACGGCUAAAGCAUCGGUUCUGGAGCGAGCUAUACCAGGGCGCAAAGCUUUUCUACCUGUCUGGAGUUGUAAACGGACGCUAUCCGGACCGGGAGAUCCUCAACCUUUCACGAUUCCUUUCGGUCAUGAAGAAUCCGCGUCCUCUGGUGUGGCGCAACGCUCAUCCGUAUUGCUUAGCAGACAGAUUUCUAGACAUCACACCGCCGACGGCCAUAGAAGAGGACCCCAAGUGUGAUAGGACCAUUGCGCUAUAUGGGUAUCUUCGAGGAACCAAUUUUCCUGCUCAAGGGGCACGAGUCCAUAUUCCUGGAGUCGGCGAUCUGAAUGUUUCUUCGACCGAAGCAUUGCCGGACCCUUGUCCAACUCCCUACCAGGACCAGGCUUUCGCAAAAGCCACAGGCAAGACGACGCGACGGCGCUUGGGCGAGAAGCAGAAGAUUCUGUUCGCGCCCAUGUCUGACGUGGGCGGCGUUCUUGUAGACAAGGAUGCAGUUUACAUCGAUGUCAAAACAUCGAAUUUCAACCAUAACGACGACUCGGAUGAAGAGCGAGGUUUGGGCGAGCAACUAGUGGUUGGGCUGCAAGGUGGAAGGAGAUUACUAGGAGAAGCGGACGCGGGAAUGAGGCUCUUCAGUGGAGGGCAGGUCCUUGACAAAGAUGCAGAUGUAGAUGACGGGAAUACUGGCCGGAAGUCACGGCGGCAUGCGAGAAUUGUCGAAAGAGAUGGGCACGACGAUAUAGACGAGGAUGAAGGCUUCGAAAGUGGUAGCGAUGACGAGCUUGAUGCGGAUAUUGGCAGCGGUGAUGAGGAUGAUACUGGCUACCUGGACACUGAAGGAGUCUCAGAUGACCGCCUGGGACGGGCAUUCAAGAAGCCAACAGACCAAAAACGUGUUAAUGGAGCCGACGACGACGAUGUAGCCUUUGCCGACAGCGACUCUGAUCUGGGUUCAGUAUCGUCUAUGGAGGAUCAAGAGCUAGACGACGAUGAUUCGGAUAUCUCAGGCGAUGAAGAUGAUGAUGGGGCUUUGCGGUGGAAAGAAAAUCUUGCUGGGAACGCAAAAAGCUUUCACGGUCACAGGAAGCCUUACCGGACUACAGAACUUGUUCGCAUGUUUUACAACGAGUCAUUGUCUCCAGCGGAAGUGCUAAAACGGUGGAAAGGUGAUACAGAUGAAGUCCAAGAAGAAGAAGGUGGCGACGAGGACGACGAUUUCUUCAAAAAAGCCCCCGGCGAGGACAAAGCAGCUGAAUUAGAAGACCGCGCAAUACCCGUGUAUAAUUACGAUGAGCUGGAGCAAAAAUGGACCGACGAAGACAACAUCGAGGCGAUUCGGAGACGAUUCGCAUCUUCAAACCUACUCGGAGAAAAAGAAAAUGCCGAAGAGGGUGGUGAUUUUGAGGGAUCCAAUGAAGAUGAUGAAGGCGAUGGGGAGUUCGAGGAUUUAGAGACUGGAGAAUCUUUUGGAGCAACCAAGACAGCUGCGAGCGGUAAUGAUGAGGCCAAGAAGAUCGAGGAAGAGCGAGAAAAGAAUGCCCGAAGAAAAGAGGAACUAAAGCUUCGGUUUGAAGAGGAAGAUCGGGAGGGUUUCACCAACGACAAAGCGAACGCUCGACGAGAACAGGGCCAAGAAGAGCAGGAAUUCGGAGAGGACGACUGGUAUGAUGCUCAGAAGGCUCAAAUCCAAAAGCAGCUGAGUAUCAACCGGGCCGAAUUUGACCAAUUGGACGAGACAUCACGGAUACGCGUCGAGGGACAUAAAGCUGGGACUUACGCGCGAAUUGUGCUGGAACAAGUGCCGUACGAGUUUUCUGCGAACUUCAACCCCCGAUAUCCCAUUAUUGUGGGAGGCCUCACGCCAACUGAGGAGCGGUUUGGCUUUGUUCAAGUUCGUAUCAAGCGUCACAGAUGGCACAAGAAAAUCCUCAAGACCAAUGACCCCCUUAUCUUUUCUCUUGGGUGGAGAAGAUUUCAGACUCUGCCACUUUACAGCAUCUCGGAUUCACGGACACGCAAUCGUAUGCUCAAAUACACGCCAGAGCACAUGCAUUGCUUCGGUACUUUCUACGGACCUUUGAUUGCGCCAAACACCGGCUUCUGCUGUGUGCAGUCCCUUUCGAACAAGAAUCCCGGGUUUAGAAUUGCAGCCACUGGCGUUGUUCUGAACGUAGACGAAAGCACGGAAAUUGUUAAGAAGCUCAAGCUCACCGGCCACCCCUACAAGAUCUUCAAGAACACAGCGUUCAUCAAAGACAUGUUCCAAACAGCAUUAGAAAUUGCCAAGUUCGAGGGGGCCAGCAUCCGUACCGUGUCAGGCAUACGAGGUCAGAUCAAGAGAGCGUUGAGCAAGCCAGAGGGCAACUUCCGUGCGACAUUCGAGGACAAGGUUCUGAUGAGUGAUAUUGUAUUCCUACGGGCAUGGUAUCCUGUCAAGCCCCACCGAUUCUACAACCCAGUCGUGAAUCUGCUGGAAGCUCCAAGCGCCCAGGACGAGGGCGAAAGCACCGGAUGGAAAGGUAUGCGUCUCACCGGGCAAGUGCGAGCAGCAGAAGGGAUACCAACGCCGCUGCAGAAGAACUCGGCAUAUCGACCCGUCGAACGAGAAGCCCGACAUUUCAACCCUCUGAGGAUUCCCAAGAAGCUCGCGGUGGAGCUGCCGUUCAAGUCGCAGCCCACGCAGAUGAAGCCGCAGAAGAAGCAGACAUACAUGCAGAAGCGUGCAGUUGUGGCUACCAAGGACGAGAAGAAGGCGCGGACGCUCAUGCAUCAAGUCAUGGCGCUCCGCAACGAGAAGCAGGAGAAGCGGAGGGCAGCGCAGGAGAAGAGGAGAGAACCGUAUCGCCGGAAGGUGGCCGAGAACGACCAGAAGCGGGCGGAGCGCGAGAAGCGCGAGAAGGAGGAGUACUGGCGGCGGGAAGGGAAAAAGCGCAAGACUCAGGGGGACAGUGGUGGGGGAGGCAAGCGGAGAAAGUAG